CGACGCAGGAGCAGUCUGCAGACCUUGUUAUCCACACUGUCUUGACAGGCUACGCACUUUUUUUUUUUUUUUUUUUACGUAUUUAUCUCUUAUUCUCUUUUUUCCCCCCCAUUUCAAUGCCGCCUCUCCCUUUUUCAGCCACGGGUCUCAUCGUCGCCACGGACACUGAUGACACUUCCUAAAAGAGAGAAAGAGAGAGAGAGACACUGCAGCACCGCGGACGCACUCUGCGACGGAGACGGUCACUCCACGGCCCCUAAAUGUAUUGCACCGUGCAAAGGCUGUGGAGCCUCGGUCUUGUGAAUGCAUACAAGCAGCAAAUGACUUGAUAAACAUGGGAAAUAAGCAGACUAUUUUUACAGACGAACAACUUGAUGCCUACCAGGAUUGUACUUUUUUCACACGCAAAGAAAUCUUGCGGUUGCAUGGUAGAUACCAUGAAUUGGCUCCUCAUCUUGUGCCAAUGGACUACACGAAAGACCCUGAUUGUAAAUUACCUCUAGCGUUGAUAGUCAACAUGCCCGAGUUAAAGGAAAAUCCAUUCCGUAACAGGAUUGUUGAGUCUUUCUCAGAGGACGGGAUGGGGAAUCUCAGCUUCAAUGAAUUUGUGGAUAUGUUCUCAGUCCUCAGUGAAAUGGCUCCGCGGGAACUGAAGGCCAUUUACGCCUUCAAAAUAUACGAUUUUAAUGUGGAUAAUUACCUUUGUAAAGAGGACCUGGAAAAAACUCUGAACAAGCUCACAAAGGAGGAGUUGACGGCAGAGGAGGUGCAGCUCGUGUGUGAGAAGGCCAUCGAAGAGGCUGAUUUGGAUGGAGACAAUAAACUCUCCUUUGCUGAUUUUGAAAAUAUGAUAUCAAGGGCUCCUGAUUUCUUAAGUACUUUCCACAUACGAAUCUGAGAGGGCUCCACGGAGAAGCUGAGCACAGUGCCUGUCUGCUACUCUAAAUCAUCCCGUCUGUCCCCUCCAGCUUCUGCUGCCCUCGCCUCUGCGACGUGUGCCCAGAUAGAGUGCAAAACACUGGAUGGUGUGGAAUUCUCAGGAUGUUGGAUGUUUUACCAGACGAACCCAUUUGAUCACACUUGUUAAAUCUGCACCAAUGAAAGGGCUCGGCCUGGGUUGCUCUGAAUGAAUGAAUGAAUGAAUGAAUGGACUCCUUGAAGAGGAAAUGAAGCGAGACUUGCAAGAAUCUGACUUUGGAUUUCGUGGAUUUCGGGCUUUAUGGCACAUCUAAUAAUGCAUAAAAAGUCAAUCUACCUAUAUUGCACACGUCAUAAACCCCCUCCCAGUCUUCCCAGAUAUUCUGUAUCUAUUGAAUGACUGUAUAGCAUAUCAUUAAGGGCAUAAAUGAGUUAUAUGCACUAUUUGUAAAUGCAUGGUAAACUUCUGGCUCCUUUGCAGUGUAUUGCUGUUUUGAUGGUAUGGUUUUGCUUGUGGAACUAUCACAUAAUGACAAUCACGUUUUAAUUUUCUCCAGCUGAUUGAAGGGCUAGCUUCCAUUUUCUGCCUUGGCCAUUACCAUGAGGUGUUCCUUAAAGCCCUUUUUGAAUAGACAUUUUUCAAAUUUUACAUGGAUUGCAUUAUUUUGAAUAAAUGUCUU
Syngnathoides biaculeatus (alligator pipefish) is the source of this 1598-nucleotide messenger RNA. It is a transcript of the gene cib2, whose product is annotated as calcium and integrin binding family member 2. The record is from RefSeq and is a predicted model, not a curated record. Lineage: Eukaryota; Metazoa; Chordata; Actinopteri; Syngnathiformes; Syngnathidae. The transcript has 6 exons. The coding region runs from base 335 to 898 and encodes 187 amino acids. Gene Ontology annotation, molecular function: calcium ion binding.